Molecule: messenger RNA, 951 nt
Organism: Aricia agestis (brown argus)
Lineage: Eukaryota; Metazoa; Arthropoda; Insecta; Lepidoptera; Lycaenidae
Gene: fd102C
Product: forkhead box protein D1
Exons: 1
Coding region: 1-951 (316 amino acids)
Biological process (GO): cell differentiation; anatomical structure morphogenesis; regulation of transcription by RNA polymerase II
Molecular function (GO): RNA polymerase II cis-regulatory region sequence-specific DNA binding; DNA-binding transcription factor activity, RNA polymerase II-specific
Source: RefSeq, a predicted model, not a curated record
AUGUGCAGCGGAGCCGACGGAGCCUCCUGGCCGCUGGCCAAAGACGCGCCCGCGGUCACCGCCGCGGCCCUCGACCACUACCGCCUCCAGCUCUACAACUACGCCGUGGCCGAGCGCCUGCGCCUCUACCCGCCGGCGCCCUGCUACGGCCCUUACGGCCCGCGCCUGGCGCUCUCCAUGUCCCUGCUACAGCAGCGCGCCCUCCAGCCCGAGGAGCCGAAGCCGCAGCACAGCUACAUCGGCCUCAUCGCGAUGGCCAUCCUCAGCUCGCCGGACCGCAAGCUCGUGCUGUCCGACAUCUACCAACACAUUCUCGACAACUACCCGUACUUCCGCUCGCGCGGCCCCGGCUGGCGCAACUCGAUCCGCCACAACCUGUCGCUCAACGACUGCUUCGUGAAGGCGGGCCGGUCGGCCAACGGGAAGGGCCACUACUGGGCGAUACACCCGGCGAACGUGGAAGACUUCCGUAAGGGCGACUUCCGGCGGCGGAAGGCACAGCGGAAGGUGAGGAAGCACAUGGGGCUGGCGGUGGACGACGACGGGGAGGACUCGCCGUCGCCGCCGCCGCAGUCGCCGCCGCCGACGGCGCUACCGCUGCCGUUCUGGGGCGGCGGGCGCGUGACGACCGCGCAGGGUCGGAAGCGGCAGUUCGACGUGGCAUCGCUGCUGGCGCCGGACGACGCGCCGGAUAAGCGUGGGCGGCGGGACAGCAGCGCGGAGGAGGAGGCGGAGGAGGACAUCGACGUGGUGGCGAGCGACCAGGACGAGGCGCGGUCGGAGGGCGAGGUACGGGCGCCGCUGGUGCCGGCGGCGCAGUACCCGCUGCUGUCGGGCUGGUGGCCGGCGCUCGACCCGGCGCUGCUGCAACAGCUGCGGCGGCACGCGGCGCCCCCGCUGUCACCCGCGCCGUCCAGCGAGCCCGACCAGCACCGCCCGCCCGACACCUAA